GACCAUCAAUUGAUGUUAUUGACAAAGUCUUUGGCUUUAAGCAGUACAGUAUGUUUCCAUGCUCCUCAUGUAGUAAAACGUACAACAGAAAGAGCCACCUGACUCGACAUGAGCUGACCCAUACAAACCAGCCAGCUGCAAGCUGUCCAUUCUGUAACAAAUCAUUUCUAAAACCAGAAGUUGCACGACGCCACAGCAAAACAUGCGCGAGAAAAGCCAACCAACCACCUCCAGCAGCCUUGAAACGAGGCCGCAAAAAGCAAGCAUGCGAUGAGUGCACCUUGGCCAAAACAGCAUGUGAUAAAAAGUCGCCUUGCUCGCGCUGCUCUUCUCUUCAGCGCCAAUGCUCUUUUGCACGCCAAGAAAGAGAAACCACCGUGCCUCCAUGUACAUCAUCAUCAUCAUCGCUUGCCUUGACUUCUAGAAACGCGCUGAGAAACGAUAGCCCGUUUUUCUUUCUGCUUCAUUUCACGGACCCAAAAAUUAAAAGGGAUAGAUUGGCGAUUUCGGAGACGGCGGGAUCUUCGAUUAGACGGAAUCUAGAGACACUGCACUCGACUCUGGAAGAUGCGCUUCUUCCGAGUAACCCAUUUCAAGCAAGUUUGAUAGGUGAUAUUCCGGCUCUCGAUUGGCUGAAUCAGCCUGCUAGAGCUUCAGAUGAGUUCUUUGCUACUGAGGAUAUGUUUGAUGAUUACUUUUCGUCGAAAUUGUCGAAUCAGUUGAACCAGCUCAUGGUAGAAUUAGUCGAGACAUCUAGGUCUAUGGGCCUUGACAGCGAAGGUCAAAGGAAACCACUUGAGAUUACAGAACUCGCUUCAUUAUUUACAAUCCCGAAUCUUUCUACUUUUAUCUCGGCUUUCUUCCACUCCCUUCACUGGCAUCUGCCAGUCGUCCAUUUUCCAACUUUUCACCCUGGCGAUGUUUCCAAUCCACUCUUGCUUGCUAUAUUCUUGGCUGGUGCAAAGUAUACAAUCCCGCGAAAUGCAUCCGAUAUUCCCGCUGAGCUUCUCAGUGUGGCUGAAGAGCAUAUAUUUCGAAGAGUUGCAGACUUGUCAACAACUAGGCUGCCAAAAAGCCCAGCUAGCCUUGGGCCGGCAGUUGAAAUCAUCCAAGCUGCUCUCAUCAUCGAAAUGCUCCAGUUUGCGCAGGAUGAUGUACAGACGAGGCGCCGUAUUCGUGUAGUCAGACAUCCUUGUUUGAUGUCGAUCGUCCGGUGUUUGGGUUUCUUUCAAUUAAAGCGACUGCUAGCUGUGAAGAUAUGCGAUGACGAAGCCACAUGGAGAGAAUUAAUCGCAGAAGAGAUAUGCAUACGCAUUGCCUGCUGGGCCUUUCUUGCGGAUGGAUUCCUCACGGUUUGUUUUAAAAAUCACCCCGCUCUGUCGACUUUUGAAAUGACUUGUGAUUUUCCCUGGAUCACCGAGUUGUUUGAAGCUGAGAAUGUCUCUGCUUUUAAUAAACUUGUUCCGGUAUACGUGACCGACUCCGCUCUCCCGUGUUUGAGGGAGGUUGUUAUCAAGCUGCUUAACAAUUCUAAUGUUGACGGUCCGUUGUUGGGCCAUUCACUUUCGGUAGAGCAUCUUUUAAUUUUAAUUUACGGAGUUAAUUCUCUCGCCUUCCAGGGACGCGCCGGGCUAUUUGGAACAAUAUCCUUGAACAGCAUCAAACAAGCAGCAAGCAACUGGAAAACAAUCUGGGAUGCAACCACAGCUACUCUCUUUCUCGUGGAUAACAAGGAGAAAGCCCUGCAUUUAGGCUAUCCGAAACAUGCUGAAGAGCUUUGGUGGCUUUUGAAUGCUACGCUUGAAGCUGCUACCAGAGACUAUAAGAGCAUAGGUCUGAGAUAUUUGGAUAGUGAGGAGACGGAUGAUUUGGGGGAUUUGAAUGAGUUUAUUCAGUGGUGUUAUACAAUAAAGCAACACUAGACAGCGUGCCAGGUUUGAGCUUUUAAGCUAUGUAUAUGUACAGAUGAUGACAGUGGAAUCAUUUGACUUGACUCUUGGGUUUGAACUGAUUGUAAGAGUGCGCCUCUGGUUUUAUUCAGUUGGGUCUAUGUUUCCUUUUUCUGAUAUAUGACCAAAU
This is a messenger RNA of Talaromyces proteolyticus, 2079 nucleotides long. RefSeq lists its product as uncharacterized. Gene Ontology annotation, cellular component: chromatin. Gene Ontology annotation, biological process: DNA-templated transcription; regulation of transcription by RNA polymerase II. NCBI's taxonomy places the organism in Eukaryota, Fungi, Ascomycota, Eurotiomycetes, Eurotiales, Trichocomaceae. Gene Ontology annotation, molecular function: DNA-binding transcription factor activity, RNA polymerase II-specific; RNA polymerase II cis-regulatory region sequence-specific DNA binding; zinc ion binding. The record is from RefSeq and is a predicted model, not a curated record. The transcript is spliced from 5 exons. Bases 51 to 1922 code for a protein of 623 amino acids.